Molecule: messenger RNA, 1941 nt
Organism: Achroia grisella
Lineage: Eukaryota; Metazoa; Arthropoda; Insecta; Lepidoptera; Pyralidae
Product: 5-hydroxytryptamine receptor
Exons: 6
Coding region: 328-1725 (465 amino acids)
Biological process (GO): adenylate cyclase-activating adrenergic receptor signaling pathway
Cellular component (GO): membrane
Molecular function (GO): G protein-coupled receptor activity
Source: RefSeq, a predicted model, not a curated record
ACUCACACGUCUAUAGCCUUCGAAUGUAUACACCGAUGAACACCCAUUCGUAAUACGAUAAUUCAAAUUAAGAACAUGUACAUUUAAAUUUAAUUUAAUUAAUUCCAUUUUUAAAAAUUGAUCGUUUUCGCAAUUAAAUAAUAAACUUUUUUUUUAAGUGGCCAGUGGUACAGUUUAUGUUCUUGAAGACAAAUGAUGUGGUAUUUGACAGAAGUGGGGUAGUGAGGGAUAGCUGAUAUCAUUGUGAUGAUGAUAAAAUGAUCAUCAGAUACACGAGACGACUUUGAACGUGAAACAGCCAGGAGGGCGAGCGACUGCGGUGCUAACAUGAAUGCUACCCAAAUACUCUCACGCGGGCUCAACCGAACCAAUAAUGAAGUCACUUACCCACCAACGGAGUGGUUCGUCGAGAACUGCUCGUGGGUGGACGCGGUAUCGUGGGGCUGCAACACCACCGUCAACGCCACCACUAACUCCACCUCCAGUGACGUCACGUCGCUCGUCCUCAUGGCGGUCACGUCGGUCGUAUUGGCACUUAUCAUCUUAGCUACUAUUGUUGGUAAUGUGUUCGUCAUCGCAGCUAUUAUAAUAGAGAGGAAUCUGCAAAACGUCGCCAAUUAUCUGGUGGCGUCGCUUGCUGUAGCCGAUCUGAUGGUGGCCUGCCUCGUCAUGCCGCUUGGCGCUGUUUACGAGGUCAGUCAAGGUUGGAUCUUGGGGCCGGAACUAUGUGAUAUGUGGACUUCCAGCGAUGUACUCUGCAGCUCUGCUUCUAUUCUGCAUCUUGUCGCUAUUGCUACCGACAGAUAUUGGGCUGUCACGAACGUUGAUUAUAUCCAUUUACGCAACGAGAAGAGGAUCUUCACGAUGAUUGUGUUGGUCUGGGGAGCGGCGCUGGUAGUCUCUCUAGCUCCCCAACUGGGCUGGAAGGACCCAGACUACCUCGCCAGGAUAACACAGCAGCAGAAGUGCCUCGUCAGCCAAGACCUAGCGUACCAGAUCUUUGCAACUUGCUCUACAUUCUACGUCCCUCUCGCUGUUAUACUAAUAUUGUACUGGAAGAUCUUCCAAACGGCAAGGCGACGUAUUAGGAGGCGCAGGGAGCCGCCACCACCACGCCCCACGUCUGCUGAUGGAGCGCCACCUUCAGGGCGACCAGUGCAAUCGGCGAGGGACAGGAGGUUCGUGAAGAAGCGGUUCCUCAAUCUGAAGAAGUGCAAUCAACGAACGCGCGCGGAAACUUUAGCCGCUGCACUAUUGCUCACAGAAGGACAGAGCACUUCCACUGUAGAUACACUGGACGAUGAGCCUCGUACCACAGCGUUUACUAUAAACGAGAAAGUACCACCAUCUGUCUCCCCAGAAAAGUCUUCCUCGACCGUCACGAAUGGGUCGAAACCGGAGCGAUCUAUCGUUCCCAUUCCCACGCACAGGGAAAAGAAGGAGUCGCUAGAAGCGAAGAGAGAGAGGAAAGCAGCGAAGACGCUCGCCAUCAUAACGGGAGCGUUCGUGUUUUGUUGGUUGCCAUUUUUCAUAAUGGCCCUAGUGAUGCCAAUUUGCCAAACUUGUGUUAUUAGUGACUACUUGGCCAGUUUCUUUCUAUGGCUGGGCUACUUUAAUUCGACGCUCAAUCCAGUUAUAUAUACAAUAUUCAGCCCCGACUUCCGCCAGGCGUUCGCUCGUAUCCUUUUCGGGACGCACCGGCGCGGGCGCAAUAAAAAGUUCUAACGAAAAUGUCCUUAUUAUGUAUAUAAUUGAGUCCAAAAUGGGAACUCUGAGAGACUAUAUAACUCCACUAAUUGUAUUAUAUUUCAAUGCUUUCUGUAUGUUAUACAUACUACAGUUCGUAGUGAGUGUAAAUACGUUUAGCUGAGAUUUGUAAAUAAUAUAAAGAUAUAUCUAUUAUAGAUGAUGUUGACAAUUGUUUUUUUUACGCGUUAUAGU